AUGUAUUUCAAUCCAGUUCUCUUUGGUUUACCAGCCAUCGGCAUAAUCGGACACGCCAAAUAUGCCUGCGCCGGCUCCGACUCUUGCCUCGACGCAGAUGGUGGUAGCCCUCACGCAAACUUUGCGAUAUGUUGCACAGACCGCGCUUCCGGCGCAGGAUAUAUCGGCAAUACGAAGUACGAUUACAUAUGCGAGGCCUAUGCGACGCGCAAUGGAUUGCCAACAAUGAGCGCUAAGAGUGCUGCUGAGUGCGCUAGGAGAUGCGACGAAGAUGACAAAUGUGUAUCAGGCACUUGGUGGAGUUCUAAUGAAUCUUGCUACAGAAAAUCCACGAGUUCCAGUCCUCAAAGUAAUGUGUGGAGCCGCGAGUAUGUCCUGUUAGUCGAAUCUGGCAAAGAUAGUGGGCCUGAGCCAGGGCCAGGGCCAGAUUGCCAGCAGCAGGUUGUGGAUGCAAUUCGCACCGAGAGAGAGACAUGUUCGAGCAAGAUAUCGGCUAUUGUGAAUGAUAAGAACGAAAAGAUGAAAGACCAGAUAUGCGAGAUGCUCACAAGACCAAAAAGAGACUGGAGCCUUUUGCCAGUUGAUAUGAAACAUGUCGACGAGGUCAGAAAAAUAGUUGAAUUUGCUGGUCAUGCAUCAGAUACUGACAGUGUUGCCUUUGCACCCGAUGGUAACAGAUUUGCUUCUGGAUCUGCAGACGAGUCUGUCCGGUUCUGGGAUAUCAAAACACAAAGCUCAAAGGAAUUGAAGGGGCAUACAGACAAGGUAUCAUCGGUUGCAUUCUCCUCUAACGGCAAAUACCUUGCUUCUGAGAUAUCCAAUAGUAUGAUUCGAAUCUGGGAUGGAGAAACUGGACAAUACCUGCGGCAGAUCACAGGACACACCGGCGCGGUUAGGGCAGUGGCCUUCCUGCAGCACGGCAAUGACAACAUUCUCGCAUCUGCAUCGAACGAUAGGUCAAUUAAGAUGUAG
Aspergillus nidulans FGSC A4 is the source of this 972-nucleotide messenger RNA. RefSeq lists its product as uncharacterized. The record is from RefSeq and is a predicted model, not a curated record. The coding region runs from base 1 to 972 and encodes 323 amino acids. NCBI's taxonomy places the organism in Eukaryota, Fungi, Ascomycota, Eurotiomycetes, Eurotiales, Aspergillaceae. The transcript is spliced from 3 exons. Gene Ontology annotation, cellular component: nucleus.